Messenger RNA from Zea mays, 4055 nucleotides. RefSeq lists its product as uncharacterized. The record is from RefSeq and is a predicted model, not a curated record. The transcript is spliced from 4 exons. The coding region runs from base 152 to 3994 and encodes 1280 amino acids. Gene Ontology annotation, cellular component: membrane. NCBI's taxonomy places the organism in Eukaryota, Viridiplantae, Streptophyta, Magnoliopsida, Poales, Poaceae.
CCAACUCAUUUUUGUUUUGCUCCUUUUCUUUUCGCCUUCCUUCUUUUUCAUUCCCCGCUGCCGCUGCGGCGCUGCCUGCCUCUGCCCCUCCCCACCUCGCCUUUUUUUUCCAUUUCUUUUUUCGUUUUCCCAUUUUCCGCCGUGGAUUCCCAUGGUCACCACCACAGUGAAGUCCCGACCGCCGCAUGCUUCCUUCGCCAUGAGCGGCGGCCGCCGCCGCUCUUCGCCGGUGGCGCCUUCCUGCUCCUCCGUCCCCGGGCGUUCGUUGGUUCCGCUAUGCUGCUUGAUCUUGGUGCUCCUUUCUUUCUCCAUGUCGUCGUCCGCGGUGGCGGCGGAGGAUUGCGUUGAGGAUAGUGACGGCGCUGAUGGCGACGGUUGCUGUCUCAGCUUCCGGGAUGUGUGUGCCGACCGGAGCUCCUUCUGCUUCUCGUCCUCGGUGGCUCAGAUGUUGCUUGCAAGCGAGGACGCCGCCGAGGCGCCGGAUUUGGAGCUGCCAAGGGGCUGGGAACCGUCGUCUCUGCCAUUGUCCUUCCCGAUGUCCGGCGGCGGAGGCAUGGUAACUUGCUCUUCUGUUGACUCGUCGCUCACACGGGCGCGCGAUGGAUUGGGACGAGGUGACGACGCUAGAGCGAGGUAUGACGUCGCGUCAUGCCAGGCGCCGCUUGUGCCUGACAAUUGGAUGCGGGCAUCUGCUGGGGUGCCCAUGGAGGUGGAGGGCCCUGCCACAGAUGCCGACCCGAGUGGUCUUCAAAGCCCCUUGUCGAUGAAUGUGGAAAUUAACCCCCCGGUGCUGGAUUGGGGCAGGAGCGACUUGUAUGCUGCAACCAAGGCCAACUUGACCGUGGUGAAUUUGAACAAGAACAGUGCCCUGCGUCUGUAUGAACCCUUCAGCACUGACCCCCAGUUUUAUGUGUAUGGUUAUGAGGAUCUGGAGCUGCAGCCUGGGGAGAACGCCACAGUCACCUUCGUUUUCUUGCCAAAGUUGUUAGGCUCUUCAUCAGCUCAUCUAGUUGUGCAGACAAAUUUUGGCGGAUUUAUUAUACAUGCAAAGGGCAUGGCUGUCAGUUCACCCUAUCAGAUACUGCCAUUGACAGGGAUAGAUGUUCUUAUAGGUGGACAGCUAGAGAGGAACUUAUCGAUAUACAACCCAUAUGACGAUACUCUCUAUGUUGAGGAAGUGUCUGUUUGGAUGUCUUCAUUGGAGAGCACAAGGUAUUCUUCUCACCUUGUCUGCCAGCUGGGCCCCUUUGAUGGAGCAUUGGAGCUAUCCUCUUCACGUAGCAACUGGUAUACAGCAAGCAGUGAAGAAUUUAGAUGGCCAGUGGUCAAUAUCAGGCCUAGUGAACAAUGGGAGGUGCUUCCUUCAAAGAGGAACACUGUGAUUGAGUUAAAGCUGCAAGCUGUUUCUGAAGGCAAGGUGUUUGGUGCUAUCUGCUUGAAACUGCGCAAUUGCACUCUUAGUACGACUCAUGCUUUUGUGAUACCUAUUGAGCUAGAGGUGCAUACACGAACUUACUAUGAUUCCAGUGGCUUAAUUGCUGUCACAUUUGAGCAUGUAUGGACUUGUGAUGAAACUGGGCCGAUCUUUUCGCUUUCCUUACGGAAUGAUGGACCAAAGUUACUGAGGAUUAUAGAUAUUACUGAGCAUGCCAUAAAGGGCCCAAUGAUUUUUCAGGUUAAAUACCUGAAUGGAUUAAUACUCUACCCUGAUACUGUAACAGAUAUAGCUUUAGUAAGAUAUACUUCUUCAGUUACAGAGGACAUUUCAUCUGACAGCUGCAAUAUAGUUGUAGAAACAAAUAGUACCCUUGGUAGUUCAAUCAUAAUACCAUGCAAAGAUUUAGUGCGCGCAUCUGAAUCCGUUGGACCGUUUGCCAGACAAGUAUAUGAGGAAGAUAUCUCUGCUAAUGCAAGAACAAGAACAUUGGGCAGCAUGCUGCAAGUAAAACACUCGCAUCAUGUGAAGCCAAUGGUCAGGAAAGCAGUCAAAGCUGAUGAUAGAAUGCUUAAACAAUGGAAAUCUCAUGGAACAAGUGAUGGGAUUUCUGUUCUUAUGGAUCAUGAAAUGAUGUUUCCCGUUGUGCAAAUUGGUUCACAGUUUUCUAAAUGGAUAAAAGUCCAUAACCCAAGCCUGGAGCGUGCAGCCAUGCAGCUGAUAGUGAACUCCGAGGAGAUCAUUGACCAAUGCAAAACUGUAACUGAUGUAUGUGAACUCACAUUCUCAAGCAAAUCUCCAGAGGUUAACUCAACUGAGACUAGAUUUGGUUUCUCGUUAGGUGAUGCAGCAAUCACCGAGGCCUAUGUCGAUCCUUCAGAGACUGCUUUGCUUGGUCCUAUUGUCUUCCGUCCCUCGAAUCACUGUAUGUGGUCAAGCAUGGUUUUGAUCAGAAACAACCUGUCGGGUGUGGAGAUGCUGCCUCUCCGGGCAUAUGGUGGGCGACAAUCUAUUGUCCUUCUAGAGGAAUCUGAGCCUGCUUGGAAGCUAGAGUUCAGCCUUGGGUCCAAUGUUCAUAAUAAAUCAACGAUGACCAAACAAGAGAUCCCAAGCUCUUUGUGCAGUCAACAGCUAACCAAAGAGAUACAUGUUAAAAACAGCGGUGACCUUCCUCUACAAGUGACAAAGGUUAAAGUUUCAGGAGCUGAUUGUGGUGUGGAUGGAUUUACCGUGGACAACUGCAAAGGAUUUAGCUUAGCACCGAGUGAAUCAAUAAGAAUGCUCAUUUCUUUUCAAGCUGACUUCUCUUCAGCUAUGGUUCAGAGAGAUCUUGAGUUGGUCAUGACUACUGGCAUCUUUCCGAUCCCUAUGACUGCAACAAUUCCGGUCUGCAUGCUUAACCAGUGCAGAAAAUCUUAUCUCAGAUCUGCCCACUGGAAGCUGUUGGUAAUCUUGUUUGGAGCUUUAGCACUGCUUAUUCUGGUCUUUGUCCGUUAUGCCCCAGAUUCUUUGACAGUGGGCUCUCAAGACUAUAUCAAGAUUGAUGACAAAAAAAGUGCCAUUUUCGAGGAGAACAAGAAAAGUACCAUUAACAAGACCCUUUUCCUUAACCAAAGCAGCAAAAAGUCCAGGACAAAUAAGGAACACAAAAGAACUGAAGAAGCUGUUGCUGAGAAGUACCCUGCCAGUGUUGUUGAUAGCUCAAAGAGAGCAGAUGACAAGAAUAAACCUGAUGAACAACUGCACACAACUUCGACGGUAUCCGUGUCCCGAGGUAAUCCAGUGGAAGAUAAGGCCUCAAGAGAAGCUCCGCAGACCAGUGAAAACCUCACGAUCAGGAUUGCUCGAGACAAAGGGAAACGAAGGAAGCGGAAAGUUGGUGCAGGACUGGCAGGGAAGUUUGAGGUUUCUAGCAGCCACAGCGGGAACUCAACACCGUCUUCGCCAUUGUCGCAGAGCUCAACCCCGAAACAUGGCUGGUCUUUUUCUGGGGCGCCAUCAGAGCCGAAGCAUGAAAACAAAGUCGAGAGCAGAUUCGAUGUCGAGGCAACGGCAUCACCAACUCGCGCUAAUCAUGAGAAGAAGAAAACUUGGUCGCAAGUCGCUAAGGAGCAGCCUCGCUCUCGUUCAGCCUCACCAGGAAUCACAUCACCACCUCCAAGCCCUGCAGUGACCGCCCCCGUCGCAUGGCGCUCUCCGUCAUUGGCCCCCACGUCUUCACCGACAGCUCCACAGUCUCGUGCUCCUGGCUCCAAUCUGGUGAAAGACAAGGCUGUGAAGAGAGACGUGGGUGCUGCUGCGGCUGCGGCUGCGCCUUCCCCGAAGAAAGAGUUCACCUACGACAUAUGGGGAGACCAUUUCCCAGGAAACCUGCUGGUGGUCGCAAGGGAGGCCGCGCCACGCAAGAUGCCUGACGCUUCUGAAGGCGCCUCCUAUAGCUUGUUUGCUAGAGAGCCCCAGACCCUCAUGAUGAAGCCAUCAUCAUCUGCACCGCCGCCCAUGUCUCGCGGCCGCGGUUCGCCGCCGUCUCAUGUAGCAUCUGGUUACGGAAUAAAAUGACCCUGAAAGCUUAAAAUAAUUUGACCCUGCGUCUUGCAUGCAUUCAUGCGCGCUCCGUUUC